This is a messenger RNA of Dicentrarchus labrax (European seabass), 4835 nucleotides long. RefSeq lists its product as uncharacterized. The record is from RefSeq and is a predicted model, not a curated record. Gene Ontology annotation, biological process: regulation of transcription by RNA polymerase II. Gene Ontology annotation, molecular function: RNA polymerase II cis-regulatory region sequence-specific DNA binding; DNA-binding transcription factor activity. Lineage: Eukaryota; Metazoa; Chordata; Actinopteri; Moronidae. The coding region runs from base 341 to 4144 and encodes 1267 amino acids. The transcript is spliced from 8 exons.
CCGUAAAAACGAGAGCCUGCGUUUAUUCUUUGUACCAAUUAGCUGCAGCUAGCUGGAAGCGCUACACAUUAGAAAACCGACACCGAGCUCAGCGCAAUACCCGCAGUCUGUGCGCAAUACCCGCAAUCUGUGCGCAAUACCCGCAGCCUGUGCGCAUUAAACGGCUCCAACAACAGCCUGUGAGGGUUGAGGGCGGUUAAAUUACAGCCUCACGUCGGAUGUUUGUGCCACUUUUCUCUCUGUAAACUUUACCCUGCCCUGUCUCUUUGUUUUUUUUUGGUUUUUUUUAGGGGGGAGGGGGGUGGGGGGGGUUUUGUUGUUUUUAUUUUUUUUUUUAACAAUGUUGAGCAGCGUUGCUCUGCGGGCUCAGAUUGCCUCCAUAAUCGAUGCCUUGUCCAAAGCGGCCGUGGCGGAAAUCUCCAAAGUUGUGGAAGAUGGGAUGGUGGUGCUGAGGCUGGAAAUGUGUCAGCGUGAGAACGAGAUCCAGAAGCUGAAGAGCAACGUCGAGGUGCUGCACAGCGAGCUCAGAUCAGCUCAGGAGAGGGUGACCCUGCGACCUGACCACCACGGGAGAGAUGAUGCUCAGAAUGACGUUGGUGGUGAGAGGAUCUUGCUUGAAAAGUGUGCCGAUAAGGACCAAAGCAGCCUGCCCCUACCUGAGGUGCAGGUGAAAUGUGAACCUGUGGAAGACGGCAGUGAAGAACAACCAGAACAACCGGCCUUGUACGAAAGGGACAGUGCGCAGUGGAGACCGACGACGCAAACUCAGGCAGGAUGCAACAACUCAGAUUAUUUAAACAUGGGCCAGAACUCCUUGUUGUGUCUUUCCGAACCGCCUCUGGACGCCGGACUGGCUGCGCCCUGCAGCGGCUCCGGUGGGCUUCAGCAAAGCCCUUUUAGCCGCGGGCUGCUGGGUUACAGCCAGUACCGUAACUCGUACAACACGGCGCGGAGGAGGACGGUGAAGAGGCUGAUGUUCAAGAAAGGCUUCACCUGUCCGUACUGCGGGAAAUAUUUUGAGCGUUCCGGGCACCUCGAGAGGCACAAAAGGAUCCACACUGGCGAGAAGCCGUAUCGCUGCGAGAUAUGUGGGAGACGUUUCAAUCAGAAAUGCAGCCUGACGGAGCACAUGAAGAUUCACAGGAGAUGCAUUCAGACCAGACCAGUUGAGAUCCACGUGGGCGAACAGAAGCAGAUUCCCGAGGUGAAUCCGUGUACUGAAACUCAUCGCCCGGAGGAAGAGAGCCAGAUGAACGCUGAGGAUGGCCUACCUAAGAAUGAGGACAUUGUGACAACACCCGUACAUGUAAAAUCUGAGCCUACGGAGGAGAAUAUAGCACAACCACUGUUUCAUGGAGGAAGCGAGCAGACAAUGGAAGGAGUAGACAACCUCAGUGAGAACUUUGCAUCAUUUGAGAGAGACAGCCAGCAGUGGAUGUCCAGAUUACAGGGACAAAACAGCGCAGAGAUCAGCAGCACAGAGUUUCUCAACAGCACAGCGCAGAGUAUGGCGUCCUUCCCGGGGAUGGCGCAGUUGCUCCCGCCACCGGUCGAAGCUUCUUGUAGCACAUUCUCCUUUCCGGGGAAACCAUACGGGGAACUCAAAAACAGCAUGAUCUCCCAAACGCCCUAUGGAUCCUCAGACACACUGAUGAUAUCAAGUGAAGCGGGACUGCACGGUAUGGCGGGACCCACGCUGAAUCACCACCACCAGAGAGCGAGCAGGUCUUUUAAGGUGAUCAAACCAAAGAAAUGCUUCGUCUGCUCGUACUGUGGCAAGGUCUUCGAGCGCGCUGGCCACCUCGAAAGACAUUUACGAAUUCAUACAGGGGAGAAGCCGUACGGCUGCCACAUCUGCGGGAGGUGCUUCAAUCAGAAGAGCAGCCUCAAGGGCCACAUGAGGACGCACAGAAAUGGAGAGAACUCGGAUGUGCUGGAAGCACAUCAGCUGAUGUUUACAAUGCCUGAUGAUCAACCGUUGAAGAACCUGGCAGAACCCAAGACCGGACUGGCAGCUUUGGGAGAACAGCUACCAGGAUCCACCUACAGCGAGCCAGCUGGUGAGCAAACAGUAAUGGUAAAGCUGGAGCCAAAUGGGGAGGAUUUUCAGACUCUAAGCCAGGCAGGGACUGAUAAUGACACAGGAGCACCAGACCAAAGCCAGCUGUGGGCCUCUGGGAUGGAGAAGAGCGGUGAUGUCACUGAACAAAAUGUCUGUCUACUUUUACACGAUGUCAAGUAUCACCUCAGUCCUGCUGGUGAAACCGCCAAUGAGCAGCAGGGAUAUACCUCGCCAAUCAAGGAUCUCCCUUUUCUAGACCACAAGGAGAAGGAAGAAAUGAUGCUCAGUGAUCGGUAUUCAGUGAUGGGGAUGCAGCCGAGAAGCUCCGAUAUGACUCUAGCUCCCGAGCUGCAGGACCCACAUAUUCCACAAGAGGUAGCUGUGACUGAGUACACCGAAGUGAGUGAAAGGACUCACGAGGGAGGAGUGUUUGAAUUUAAUCUGACAGGCGACCCUGAAGACAACUGCAGCGAGGACACCACCAGGCAAAAUUGCUUUAUAUGUUCAACUUGUGGGCAAAGUUUUGAUAGUUUCAGUCUAUUUCAGAGGCACCAGUGUAAAAAUAUCACGGAGCAAUCCUUCGGCUGUGAGAUAUGCGGCAAGAUGUUUAAUCAGAUGAGCAUCCUGAAAUUGCACCUUAAACUGCAUAUUAACAUGGCGACGUGCAUUCCCUUUCAAACCCAGCUAUCCUCAAUAAUGGAGGUUUUGGUUAAAGCAGCAGUGACAGAGAUAUCCAAACUAGUCGAUGACAAAUGUGCGUUUCUGCACCUCGAAAUAUCCCGAAAGCAAGGCGAGAAUGAAAUGCUGAAGAGGAAACUACUGAUGAUGGAGAACAAAAAUGCACAGCUGCAGCGUGGCUUCGAAAACUACAUGGACCGAGGACCUGAUGUGGGGAGUAACUGUCCGCAUCCCACAGGAGAAAUGAAGUUUCCGGAGAUUGAAGAUGCAACUGUUUCAUUCACGAUUAAAGAAGAAAGUCCAGACGAGACGCUGUGGAUCAGUGAUUCUUCUGGACCAAUUGGUUCUGCUGUACAAUAUCCCAAUCCAGUUAAUGCCCCGGAGAGCCAGCAGCUUGGAGAGAGCCGUCAGCUGAACCAUUCAGAGGUCGCCAGGCAAAAAGCCUCAGAGUUCGGUGACUUGUACAACUCUGGUCAGCUUGCAGGAGACAUCAGUGGCCUUCAGUUCACUGUCAAGACGGAGAAGGAGGAGAACCGAUCUGGAUUCAGUCAGGGAGGAUGCCAGCACGGUGCAGGGAAGCAGACUCAACUUGCUGCUGACUUUUCCAUGGAUGAACGAGAGAAUCAACUGUGGUCAUCCAUAAUUGAAGGUAAUGACAUUGAUGCUGGUUUUCCUGACUUUUCCAGUGUGGUAGAGGAGUAUUCCAACACAUUCCCGGAUCAUUCUGAUGCUCACGUGGUUUCCAACACUUCCAAGUCGGCUGGUGUCCAGCAGGUGUCCUCUCAGAGGCCGUGUAAUGGGAUCUACAACAGUGAGUAUCAAAAGGAUGUUCCACAGUCGUCCAACUUUCAACCCAGACCUCAGGGCGCCCAGUCAGAGCAAGACAGGCAGAAGGAACAAAUGUACGCGCAGAGAAACCCCUCGCAUCAUCUGAGGCAGCCAGAUGAACACCCUGAGAGGGAGACUGCAGCCGGAGAUAGACCGGCCGUAACUCCCUCGCACAACACUUUAACACCGAGCAGCUUUCCCUCUCACACCCACCACAAACCUCUCUCCGGCAUGGCACGGGGCUACGUUUGCUCGCAGUGCGGGAAGACGUUCGGCCGUCUGCACCAAUUCAAGCUGCACCAGCAAAGCCACAAGAGAAAGCGGGCGUUCUGGUGCACGGUGUGCGGGAAGAACUUCCAGUGUUCGUCCCACCUCAGCAUACACCACCGGACACACACGGGCGAGAAGCCGUACGGUUGCGGGCAGUGCGGGAAGAGGUUCACGCAGCAGAGCAGUCUGAGGGUCCACCAGCGCACACACAGCGGGGAGCGGCCCUACAGCUGCUCGCUGUGCGGAAAAACCUUCAUCCUGAUGCACCACUUGAAGCGGCACAGAAUCAUUCACACGUACAGCUGAGGUGGAGAUGUUUAGAGGUGGAGAUGUUUAAAGGGACGUUGCUCAGGUGAAAAGACACAAAUGACCCCCAAAACCAAAUCAGAAAGCCAGUGAGCGGCAGCUUUUUUGUUUGGGACCUUGUGGCAUUGCUUCCAGACUUUGUAUAUUAAUGCAUAUUUUACUAUGCAAAACCCAUCCAAUUUUAAGAUGUUUGCUUCUUUUUUUUUUUUUUUUUACAUACUUGUAAUUAUGAAAACCUGAAACUGAAUUGCAACAGAAUUCACACAAGACAGUAUUUUUAAGACAUCUCCAAAGCUAGAAAUCCAAAAAACAAAACAAAAAGACAAGGUCUAAAAUGUGGAGUCAUUACAAAAAGAUCCUGCAGAUUUCCUCUUAAAGUUACCUGCAUACUGAUCUUCACACAUAGACACAGUUUGUUUCAGCUUCUCAUUUAGAAAUUUGCCUUACUUCAUCUCAGCACGGAAACUGUAGAAGCACAAGACGCUCUUUACCCCCAUAAACUCUCCUUCACAGUCAAAAGAGGGCUUUCCAUUCAGAGCCAGUGAAGCACCUCUCAGGUUUAUGUUUGGAUGUCAACAUUGGUAAAAACCUGACCUGACUAUUGUUCUGAGUUGAUUUUAUUUCCAUAAAAUGUAUGCCCAAAAACCCAUUGCCCUUUGUUAUGAUUUAUAUUAAAGGAUCGUUCAAAUCA